UAGCCUACUUGAAGCAUCCGGGAACCUCGCCAUAGUAGUAGACAUGGCGGGUAUCAACCUGGCUAAAUGACGAAAUAAAUUUUGUUUGGUAAUAUAAGAUCGUGUUAAUUUCGUAGAAAAAGUGUUGAUACUAAAAGACUAAUUAAGUUAUAUUGGAUUAGGACAAAGAUGCAGAAUGUUGGACAGUCUGAAAACCGAAAUAUCGAUAAGGUGAAUGUGCAACUUGAUGUGGUAAAAUCGUCCACUCCUCAAAGUUCGGCUUCGAGUCCGGCCAAAUCUGAAACCGAAACGUAUUCAGGAGCGCCUGCCAAAUACAUGACGGACUCUUCGGAGAGCGAGGAUGACUCUGUGUCCGAGAUCUUGCUGGCUUGUUUGUGCCUUAGCAGGCCAGACCUGUUGGCGGAGAUGGAAGAGGAAGGUGGUGGUGCAGAGCCAUCAAAGUUCCUGUUAUCCCACGAUGACCCAGAGCGGGCUGUUGACCCAGAGAUGCAGGCUCGACUAGAAGCUUUGCUUGAAGCAGCGGGCAUCGGCAAGCUAUCCGGUGAGGGCAAGCACCUCGCCGACCCGGAGGUGCUUCGGCGGUUGACGUCGUCGGUGUCGUGCGCGCUCGACGAGGCGGCCGCCGCGCUCACACGCAUGCGCAGCGACCAGCCACCACCACACCACCGACACCACCAUCAGGACAAAAAUUUUAGUCAACAAUGUGGGUCGAGUGCAACGGGAACAACACCUACGGUAGCGUCGUCGGUCGGCGCGGACGGCGCGCCAUCGCUAGCGGAGGCUUGUUCCGACGGCGACGUGGGCACCGUCAGGAAACUGCUCACCGAGGGCCGCUCCGUGCACGAGACCACGGAGGAAGGAGAGUCGCUGCUCUCGCUCGCAUGCUCCGCGGGAUACUACGAGCUCGCGCAGGUGCUGCUAGCCAUGCACGCCAGCGUAGAGGACCGCGGCAUCAAGGGUGACUGCACCCCGCUGAUGGAGGCGGCGAGCGCGGGCCACGUGGACAUCGUGCGCCUGCUGAUCGCGCACCACGCCGACGUCAACGCCGUGUCGGGGUCCGGCAACACGCCGCUCAUGUACGCGUGCGCCGGCGGACACGAGGAGUGCGUGCGCGCGCUGCUCGAGAGCGGCGCCAACGUCGAGGACCACAACGAGAACGGACACACGCCUCUUAUGGAGGCUGCGUCAGCGGGACACGUGGGUGUGGCCAAGAUCCUCUUGGAGCACGGCGCAGGCAUCAACACGCACUCCAACGAGUUCAAGGAGUCGGCGCUGACGCUGGCGUGCUACAAGGGCCACCUGGACAUGGUGCGCUUCCUGCUGGCGGCGGGCGCCGACCGCGAGCACAAGACGGACGAGAUGCACACGGCGCUCAUGGAGGCCAGCAUGGACGGACACGUCGAGGUCGCGCGCCUACUGCUCGACUCCGGCGCACAGGUUAACAUGCCGACUGACAGUUUCGAAUCGCCUCUUACUUUGGCGGCGUGCGGUGGCCAUGUUGAAUUAGCGAUGCUACUUCUAGAACGAGGAGCGAAUAUCGAGGAAGUGAACGACGAAGGCUACACCCCACUCAUGGAAGCCGCUAGAGAAGGCCAUGAGGAAAUGGUGGCAUUACUACUGGGUCAGGGAGCAUCGAUCAACGCGCAAACAGAAGAAACUCAAGAGACUGCAUUAACGCUGGCGUGUUGCGGCGGAUUCCUCGAAGUGGCCGACUUUCUCAUCAAAGCGGGCGCCGACGCCGAGCUAGGAGCCUCCACACCUCUCAUGGAAGCUUCUCAAGAGGGACACCUUGAGCUCGUGCGGUACCUGCUGAAGGCGGGCGCGGACGUGAACGCGCAGACGCAGACGGGCGACACCGCGCUGACGUACGCGUGCGAGAACGGACACACCGACGUGGCCGACCUCUUGCUGCGGGAGGGCGCGCAGCUCGAGCACGAGAGCGAGGGCGGCCGCACGCCGCUCAUGAAGGCGUGUCGCGCCGGACACGUCUGCACCGUGCAGUUCCUCGUCGGGAAGGGUGCAGACGUAAACCGCAUGACCGCUUUGGGUGAUCACACGCCGCUCUCACUAGCGUGUGCGGGCGGGCAUGUGGACGUGGUGAAGUUUCUGUUGGCGUGCGACGCGGACCCCUUCCGCAAGCUGAAGGAUAACUCCACCAUGCUCAUCGAAGCGGCCAAGGGAGGCCACGCAGCCGUCGUGCUUCUCCUGCUAGACUACCCGCACUCCGUCAUGUUACCGAGGGGUAACGCGACGGCGGAGGAGGCGGGCGGGCUGAGCGCGGCGCAGGCGGCGGCGUUGGGGCUGGCGCACGCGGCGGCGCCGGGCGCGGCGGGCGGGCCGGCCGGGGCCGCGGCCCCGCGCGCGCUGCUGCCGGCCGCGGCCGAGGCGGGCGCGGGCAAGUUCUCCAAGGUGUACCUGGACGAGCGCGGGCUGGCGGCGCGCAAGAAGCCGGAGCCGGAGCCCAGCAAGCACAAGUGCACGCGCAAGCAGCGCGCCGCGCCGCCCCACUCCGACCACCACCUGCCGCCGCCGCCCGACAUACUCGACGACAACAUUUGCCACCACGCCAUGGCUAAGGUAUCACUCCCGCCGGGGUUUACGUGGAAGGAUGUUAACAAGAAAGUUAAAAUUAAAUGCCAGAUUAAAAAUAAAUGCAACCGGGACCCGCGCGACUGUCUGCCCGACGCCGACCGCAGCCUGCUCGACCUGCCCGACCCCGCAGGUCCACCAACGCUCGCCACGUCGGCGCUGCACGCCUUGGACCUACAGUUCUGCGCUCAAGGUGUGACGACGGUGCACCCGCCCACGACGCCGCCCUACCCGCCGCCGCAGCAGUUGUUCCCCGUGCAGCAACUCGCCACCAACCUCAACCAGCACCAACUGCAGGAGUUGCAACAGCAGCAAUUCCAGCAGCUAGCUGUACAACAACAGCAACAGCACCAGCAGCAACAGCAUCAGCAGCAGCAACAGCAGAAAAAGCAACAGCAGCAGCAACAACAGCAGCUGUACGUGCAAGAGUUGCAGCAGAGGCCCGAAGCCUUCGCGGCGCAGUUGGUGGAGGCGGCCGAGGGCGCGGGCGGCGCGGAGGCCGCGGGCGUGGAGGCGCGCGAGCUGGGCGCCGUGCUGGCCUACCUGCAGCGCGAGGUGCCGUCGCUGGUGGCGCUGCCGCCCAACGAGCUGCGCUCGCUCGUGCUGCAGGUGAUGCAGCAGAAGUCGCACGAGAUCCUGUCGUCGAAGUGCGCGGAGGCGGAGGCCGACCGCGGCGACGCGGACGCGGACGACGACGGCCACGAGCGACACGCGCGCAGGCUGCUGGAGGAGGCGCUCAGCGCGGACUGGCCGCGCCAGGACCAUCACCAUCACCACCAUCACCACCACCACCACGUCGACGUCACGGCCAGCAAUGGAUGCCAGUUCAGACUACGACCAUCGUCUCCCUCGGGGAAACUCGAGAGUGGCAUAAUCCUAACGCGGGCUGACAACGACAUAUUGACAAUACCUCAAUCGUCUUCUCAACCUCAACCACAGCAGCAACCUCACGCUCAGCCUGAUCUCCAACCACAUUUUGCACUGCCUCCACCGACGCUGCCCUAUGAAGAUUAUAGGUCGGCGACGUUCGCGGCGUCGCACGCGGGCGCGGGCGGCGCGGGGGGCGCGGCGCACGUGUCGCUGCCGGCCGCGGCGCACGGCCCGCCGCCGCAGCCCGCGCCGCAGCACUCCAAGCGCGACCAGCACCACCACUCCACCGCCAAGAAGAAGAAUCGCUUCGCGGGCACGGGUAGAGGCUGCCGGUCGGGCGAGGCGUUCGGCACGGCGACUCCCCCCGCGCCGGCGCCGGCCGCGUACUGUGCCAUGGACGUAGACGGCGAGACCGACUCCAACCAUGACACGGCGCUCACGCUGGCCUGCGCCGGGGGACACGAGGACCUCGUCGAGCUACUGCUCAGUCGGGGCGCGGAUAUCGAACACCGGGAUAAAAAGGGUUUCACUCCGCUAAUUCUAGCGGCGACUGCCGGCCACGAAAAAAUCGUGGAAAUCCUUUUGAACCACGGUGCCGAUAUCGAGGCACAGUCGGAGCGAACAAAAGACACUCCGCUGUCGCUGGCGUGUAGCGGCGGGCGAUACGAAGUGGUGGAGCUCAUCCUCAGCCGCGGCGCCAACAAGGAGCACCGUAACGUCUCCGACUACACCCCCCUCUCCCUCGCUGCCAGUGGUGGAUAUGUGAACAUCAUCAGGUUACUGCUCACUCAUCAGGCUGAAAUAAAUUCUCGAACUGGUUCGAAACUCGGUAUUUCCCCUCUCAUGUUGGCUGCUAUGAACGGGCACACGGCCGCCGUCCGCCUGCUGUUGGAUUGCGGCUCCGAUAUCAACGCGCAGAUCGAGACCAACCGCAACACCGCUCUCACCCUCGCCUGCUUCCAAGGGCGGCACGAGGUGGUGAGCCUGCUGCUGGACCGCAAGGCCAACGUGGAGCACCGCGCCAAGACGGGGCUGACGCCGCUCAUGGAGGCAGCCAGCGGCGGCUACGUGGAGGUGGGCCGCGUGCUGCUGGACAAGGGCGCCGACGUCAACGCGCCGCCCGUGCCCUCCUCCAGGGACACCGCGCUCACCAUCGCCGCCGACAAGGGACACACCAAGUUUGUGGAGCUCCUGCUGCAGAGGCGAGCAGCGGUUGAAGUUAAAAACAAAAAAGGCAACUCUCCCUUAUGGCUGGCAGCGAACGGAGGACAUCUCGCGGUAGUCGAGAUGUUGUACGCUGCCGGCGCAGACAUUGACUCACAGGACAACAGAAAGGUUUCAUGCCUAAUGGCUGCAUUCCGUAAAGGUCACACUAAAGUGGUCAAAUGGAUGGUCGGCGUAGUUACGCAGUUCCCCUCAGAUCAAGAAAUGACAAGGUACAUCUGUACAAUCUCGGACAAGGAGCUCCUGGAGAAGUGCCAGGAGUGCGUGCGCGUGAUCCGCGCGGCCAAGGAGACGCAGGCGGCGCGCGCCAACCAGAACGCCACCAUCCUGCUCGAGGAGCUCGACGCCGAGCGCUGCCGCGAGGAGUCGCGCCGCCAGGCCGCCGCGCGCCGCCGCGAGCGCAAGAAGAAGAAGAAGCUCGAGAAGAAGUCUUGCAUGCAGGAAGAACGGCGUAAGCUGCAAGCUGAAAAUGACAAGAACUCUAUGUAUUGUGACAAGGCACUAGGCGAGUGCUCCGAGGGCGGAGAACCAGACGAUGAGCCCGUCGCUAAGGAAGAAGGAGACUCCGGCAUUGAUGCAAACUCACAGGGUUCCUGUUCGUCUUCCGAUGUAAAAGCUCCGCCAGUUCAAACUACUAAGUCUAAAAAGAAAAAGAAAGAAGAGAAGGCAGCUCCCGCUCCACCUGCACCACCUGCCAAGAAACAACCAGAUAAAAGCAAACCUAAAAUAGAGACAAAACCUGAGAAAGAGAGUACCCCGAAACCUGACAAGAAGCAGGAGAAAGAGAACGUAGCGCCGAGCUCUCCCCCCGCCACCCCAGUGAAGCCCGCGCCGCCGCCUGAGCGCCGCCCGGCCGACAAGAAGGACAACAAAAAACCUGAAGAGGAAAGCCCUAAGAGCAUUACAGUACAGAAUGUUAACAAAUAUGGGAAUAACUCUAGAAAGAGUCAAGUAUUCGAAUCCACUAGGCACAUUGUGGAAAAAGAUGAACUUGAUACAAGCGACAAAAAUAAAAAGACGCACAACACGCAUCAAUGGGAGACGGAAGGCAAGAGCACGUCUCCCAAGGGCGGUUGCGUCGGCGGGCGGCGCGAGGAGGGCUGGAAGGAGGUCGUACGCAAGUCCAGUGUACAAACGCUCUCUACUGUGGAACCUGGUUGUAAGAAAGUGUCAGUGGCGUCCCAUGCAAUCUCUCGAGUGAUUGGGCGUGCGGGAAGCAACAUCAACGCUAUUAGAUCUGCUACGGGCGCUCAUAUUGAAGUGGACAAGCAGAGCAAAGGACAGGGCGAGCGAAUCAUCACUAUCAAGGGCUCAGCGGAAGCGACUAAACAAGCGGGUAUGUUGAUCGCGGCAAUGAUCCGCGACCCCGAGGCGGACAUCGUACAACUCUUGCCGCGAGCCACCGCCAAGCCUGCGCCGCAGCCGUUACCGCUGCAGCCCAAGACACCCAAGCAACCACCGCCCAAGCAGCAGGCCGGCGCCAGCAGCAGCAGCAGCAGCUCUGCCAGCAGCCGCACCACGCCCACUGCGCGCGCGCCCGCCAAGCAACACGUCCGCCCCGCGCCGCCACGUCUGUGUCACACGGUGGUGAGUACGGAGAAGCGCGUGGCGACGUCGAGCGGGUCGGCCGCGAGCGCGGCGGGCGGCGCCAAGGGCCCCGGCGCGCUGUCGUACACGGGCGCCAUCGUGGGCGCGCGCACGCACACGUUCGCCGCCAAGCUCACGGCCGCGCCCGCGCCGCCCGCGCCCACGCAGGCGCCCGCGCCGCCACCGCCCGCCGAGGUCAAGCCCAGGCCGCCGCCGCAGCCGACGAGCGCCCCCAGCAGUAGCCCGGGCUCGGGCCCGGUGGGCAGCGCGGUGUCCCCGCAGAAGACGCGCGAGCCGUCCCCCGGGCCGGCCGCGGCCGCGCCGCUUCACAAGCCCGACGACAGCGACAAGCAGCACCGCCUGCCUGAUCGCACCGUGCAGCUAAGCCCUGAUAAUUCAAGCUCGUGGAGUGCUAACGAGGAAACUACGCCGAACACUUCCACAGCGCUACAUAUUAAUACCACACCCCAACCGACGAGCCGCGCGGGCGGGCAGGAGUACUCCCUGUUCAAGGACGUGUCGGGCGGCGCGGCCGUGUGGGGCGCGGCCGGGGACAACCACCACAACGUCGAGCCCCCGCCGCCACAGGUGACGCACUUCAAUAUGGUGGACGCGAGCAAGGCGCCGGGGUACCGCGGCGGCGGCGGCGGCGCGGGCGGCGGCGUGUCGCCGUGCUCGCGGACCUCGUCCCACGGCAGCACGCCGCCCCCCGCGUACGCGCAGCCCAGCUACCACCAGCCCAUGCCCAUCGGGAACCACGCCAACCACGGUAACAACGUGAACACAAUGGACAUGAGCGGACUUUCUCGGAAUGGACCUAUUUACCAAGACAACUCCAGAAAUGGCCACAACAUGAUGCAACAAGUGUCGAUGUCGAGCGGAGUGAACAUGAGUGGCGCGGCGCUGGGGCUGGGCUACGUGGGCGUGGAGUCCGUGUCGCGCCUCAACCCGCGCGCGCCCGACUUCGCGCAGAGACAUCCUCUCAUGCAGCAGAAACAUAACGCGCAGUUGUUUGCGGGCACUAGCAACGCAGGCAACCUGAGCGCGCUGCUGAUGUCGUACCAGCAGCAACAGGCCAUGCCGCAGUCUCCCAAACCCAUGCAACACGCGCCGCAGCAACAUCACGCCUACCAGUCCCUACUAGAGCGCGGCGUCGGAGUGAGCUCAGGCGGCUGGGGCGAGGAGGAGGAGCGCAAGCCGCGGCCCAUCGGCACGGAGCGCGCCUGGAAGCUCACCGCGGCCGAGGACUGGGGCCACGCGCACGUACACCACCAGCUCGCCGAGCCCGAGCGCUACGGCGCCAUGGGCCACGCCGGCCACGCGCUGGACGGCGCCUACGGCGGCGUGGGCAGCGUGGGCGGCGGCGCCACGGCCGCGGCGCUGUCGCUGAUGCACGCGCUGCCGCUGCACUACCUGCCGCCCGUGGCGGCGCCCGAGCCGCCGCCGCACUGGGACCCGGCGCACGCCGCCGACAAGCAGGUACCUGGCCCGCGCCGCUACUGACGCCGCGUCCGCUGCACUCCGACCUCACCUUUGUCGCUUGUCGCCAGGCUUGGAGCAAGUGGACUCACUAGAGCCGCCCGGGGGGACCCGAGGCCGCGCCGCCGCGUCCGCCCCAGCCCCACAGGAUUAUAUAUAAUUGUAACCCUUGGAAACGGUGUAGAUAUUAGUGAGAAAGAAUUAUAUUAUACAGAUUAUCUAUAUACAUAAUAGAGAAGAUGUCCUAUCGAGAAGAGAACUACUUAUACUGUACGAUCGACUGAAGUGAGCAUUAAACGAUUCAUUAUAAUGAAACUCGUGAGGGGAGUCGGAUGUAGUUUUAUUUGUUACUGCCGCUCGCCGGUCGCGACGUUACGUUUAGACGAAUUAUAGUUAUGUUAUAGUCGGCGUCGCCGUUUCAUCUGAUGUAGAUAUACGCGUAAACGAAUGUAAUAGUAGGUAGCUUGGAAUGUGAUUCCGAAGUGCCGCUGAGUGUUUUGAGUUGCCUUGCGAGCGGUCGCCGCCCGCCGUCUAUUAUACAUAUUUUACACUAUAUUAUGGCAUAAUGCGAUAUUAUUUCGAUGAUUGGUACGCUCGAAAACCAAGGCGGAAUAUUAAACAUGUAUUAAUAAAUUUGCUUGUACAUGAAGAUUAAAUAUCGAUAUAUUGAUGCACUGUA
This is a messenger RNA of Spodoptera frugiperda (fall armyworm), 8428 nucleotides long. RefSeq names its product ankyrin repeat domain-containing protein 17 (gene mask). Gene Ontology annotation, biological process: innate immune response. Gene Ontology annotation, cellular component: cytoplasm. NCBI's taxonomy places the organism in Eukaryota, Metazoa, Arthropoda, Insecta, Lepidoptera, Noctuidae. Bases 169 to 7773 code for a protein of 2534 amino acids. The record is from RefSeq and is a predicted model, not a curated record. The transcript has 45 exons. Gene Ontology annotation, molecular function: protein binding; RNA binding.